This is a messenger RNA of Echinops telfairi (small Madagascar hedgehog), 882 nucleotides long. It is a transcript of the gene RBP4, whose product is annotated as retinol binding protein 4. The record is from RefSeq and is a predicted model, not a curated record. Gene Ontology annotation, molecular function: retinol binding; retinol transmembrane transporter activity. The coding region runs from base 8 to 613 and encodes 201 amino acids. The transcript has 5 exons. Lineage: Eukaryota; Metazoa; Chordata; Mammalia; Afrosoricida; Tenrecidae. Gene Ontology annotation, biological process: retinol transport.
GGGCGUGAUGGAGUGGAUGUGGGCGCUCGUGCUGCUGGCGGCGCUGGGCAGCGGGCAGGCGGAGCGCGACUGCCGCGUGAGCAGCUUCCGAGUGAAAGAGAACUUCGACAAGGCGCGCUUCGCGGGCACCUGGUAUGCCUUGGCGAAGAAGGACCCCGAGGGCCUCUUUCUGCAGGACAACAUCAUAGCCGAGUUCUCCGUGGAUGAGAAUGGCCAGAUGAGCGCCACCGCCAAGGGCAGAGUCCGCCUUUUGAACAACUGGGACGUGUGCGCAGACAUGGUGGGCACAUUUACAGACACCGAGGACCCUGCCAAGUUCAAGAUGAAGUACUGGGGCGUAGCAUCCUUCCUCCAGAGAGGACACGAUGACCACUGGAUCGUGGACACGGACUACGACACGUACGCCGUGCAGUACUCCUGCCGCCUCCUCAACCUCGACGGCACCUGCGCGGACAGCUACUCCUUCGUGUUCGCGCGCGACCCCCACGGGCUGCCCCCGGAAGUGCAGCGCACCGUGCGGCAGCUGCAGGAGGAGCUGUGCCUGGGCCGCAAGUACCGGCUGAUCGUGCACAACGGUUACUGUGAUGGCAGAUCAGAAAGAAACGCUUUGUAGCCACAUCUCGGAUAGAAAGCUCCAUUGGAAAACGUCCCGUCGUCAACUCUAAUCUGAUCUUCAAUUACCUCUAUUUAUCUUCAGAGCUUAGUGUGCCCCUCACCCCCCUCACUUUCCCUCAGGAACUAGGAGCCCUCAGGAAACACAGCAGAAUAUUCAUAGGGAUAUGUUUGCAGUCCAAUGGGUACCUUUACUGGGGUUUUUUGAAAAAGGAAUCGGAGGCCUAGGAUUCUCGCCUUUGAUUUAUUAAAAGAGUCACACGUUUCCUA